AUGGGUCUACGGUGUUCGACGUGUCCUGAGUACGCUAUGGAGCCGGCGUCGAGUGUCAAGCUCUCACAAGUGGACUCCUAUUUGAAUGAUUAUCCGGAAAUAUCGCAGGAGCGGAAGUGCCACAUUGCGUCUUACAAGCUGUUCAAGGUGUUUCUAUUCGGAUCCCCGAUAACGCCAGCUGUGGAGUACAUUGGCAAGCUCUUCGUGCCAACGCUUGUACAGUUACAGCAACAACAGCCUGCCUCUGGGGAGCUCAGCAGGAUAGCAGACUCGAGUUUGACACCGGCACCCGAGUUAUCGCAGACGCUCGGUAGCGACAGCGAUCUUACUAAGAUUAACCUGCGCGACGAGUACGCAGAACAAGCAGUAUUAUAUCCUAAUCUCCUGCCAUACUCCAACAUCCUAGUGUCGGAUGCUAGUGCCGUACUAGUCAGACAAUACAUGCAGCGGACACUCACGGAUAGGCUUUAUACUCAACCAGCACUGACGGAAAUGAUGAAGCUGUGGAUCUUAUACCAACUCGUAUGUGCACUGGCCCAGUUGCAUGCACUCGGACGAGUCCACGGAGACUUGAAAACUGAGAACGUCUUCAUUGUCGGCGGGAGCGAGCAGGUUAUGCUUGGUGACUUGGGCUCGUUUGGAGUGAUGAAACCGGCAACCUUACCAGCAGGAGAGGCGGCUAGUGCCGUGUUCUCUUUGUUCUUUGCCACUGCAUCUGGUAUUGCACCUCCAGGUGUCAUUAUCCAAUCCAAUCCGAUAUAUAUGGCGGCCGAUAUGAGGAUAGAUCUGAUAGUCCGCAAUUUACCCUAUCUUAUUAUUAUGCUCGUAUCUAGAGAUACCCUACUCGACCACUUGAGGAAGCUACGAUAUAUCGGAGAUGGCAGAGAGCCGACGGCCUCUGAUUUCAUACAAGCCGUCAGAAGGGUGGUGUCUGACGGCUGCUCCAACAUUGAUGAGAAUACUCUCAGUGCAGUCUACGAGAGUUCCCAGAGCCAGCAGUUUGCCUUCUUCCAAAAUCAGGAACAUAUGCAACGCCCGGAGGCACUGAACGGAGAUCAGUCGAUUGCUAUACGGAUGGUUACAUCGGCCGGGCAUGCAGGAAGCCAUCCUCGAACCCGGCAAGUAUCGUUGAUGAUUCUCGAGACCCUAGCUCCUUUCUGCAGCCGUCAUACCUUGCUCGAGCUGGUCAUCCCUCAUUGCCAUGCAGCAUUGAGUACAGAGCCGACAGCUGAGUGCCGAACUCAGGCUCUCCGAUCACUCGUCGCAGCUUUGGAGUGUAUACCCUCAACGGCUGAUACGGAAGAAUCGCUGUAUGCGUCAGGCCAAUUCGGUGGGGUCACUGACACAGGUGCGGUGUACAGCCUUUUCGUUGACUACCUUUGGCCGGUCUUGCUAUCCCUUAUCGCUACGAGAUCGGAUGCCAAUCUCCUGUCGUACUCUGCACAUGCUGCUGUGAGGUUGGCCGCCCUCUCUGUUACUAUUGGGGAGAUGUCAGCUCCAUCUGGUAAUCCAUCCACUAGUCUUGAAGCGAUCAAGGCUGCGAUGUAUAACUUCGUUGCUACCUAUCUACAACAAGUGUUCCAACGAGCUCCACCUGGCAAUAACUUCUCAAUGAUGACUCCGAACGGUCGGGCGGUAUCCUCGACAACAACCCACAGCCCCGAUCCUUCCCAAUUGCCACCUAGAGCAGCCGAAGCCGUGAAACUAGCGGUCCUUGAAGCGCUGCCGGAUUUCGCAUCGCUGCUGCCACCGUGUUCGAAGGAGCCCGAUUCAAGCCAAAACCAGAAUCUCAAAGGAUCGCAUGAUGUAUCUGUAUCCUCCCUUACCGUGCCGCCCCUCACAGUCCAGAACCCUUCUUCGGGCCCUCGUCCUUCUGAUCACAAAGACGAAGAAACCAAGAAAGGGUCUCCUGACAGGGGUCUGACUUUGCCUUACCUUAUGUGCUUUCUGAACGACCCCAACCCUCAAGUUAAAGUUGCUUUUUGCCGCUUGGCGCCUAGGUGUGCCAAUCUAUUAGGGGCUUUUGCCGCUGACGUGGCCCUUCUUCCGUACUUCACCCAAACAUUGUCGAAGGAACUUGGUGAUGACCGGCUCACCCUAGCAGCUCUGAUGGGUGCAACCGAGCUGCUAGGGGACUACAGGGUUUUACCUGAUGAGGGGCCCAACUCAGUUCACCGGGAGUCGGUUAUGAGAUUUGCCGAAUCCGCUGUUCCCUAUCUUUGUCAUCCUAAUGUAUGUAUACAAGCCACUGCCAGGGCCUUGAUUCGCAGCAUUACUACGAAACACAUCGGGAACGCUCUUCAGUACGUCUAUCUUAGACGGCGCUCAUUCAGUCAUCUCAAGGAGGCCGAAUAUUUGCCCAAUGGAUGGAGAUGCUUUGGAGAUCUCGAAUAUCUCUGUCCCGUUUCAUACGAACUGGUACUUGGUCAGCAAACUAUCGGGGAAACCCUUGGGGACACUACCGAUGUCGCCAGAAUAGGCUUGGCCAAGAAAUUCUACGAAGGCACAGUGUCUCAUGGACAACCUAUGGGAGAGCCGAUGGCUGUUAGCACCGCUGGUCCCAUGCAGAUCAUUAAAGUGUCUAUCUCUAAUCCCAAUGUACCAGCUAUCCUCCCUUAUCGCUUUAUUGCGGAGGGUGAUGUCACUCUGGGUUUCGAGGGUUCUGUGAAUAAGCUCCUGAAAGACUGGAGAGCACGGCAUCUACUGUUACCUCCUCCGAAGCCAGCACUCGGGAUACUCAACCGUUUAGAUGGAUCCCAAGAAACACUGUAUGUAAGCAAGAAGAAACUCCAGAUAGUUAAUGAAAUACGAGGUGUUCUUGGGAACGACGGGGAGAGCUACGGCAUGUAUGGUCAUAGGAGAGUACGGGCUCAGAGACUCCAUUUGCAAUGCCGUGCUGGAGUUGACCCACCAAGUGUCGAAGGGAUGACAUUAGUAACUAGCCCCACUAUGGAGGCUGGAUCGUCCCCGAUCGCUAUGGACCAUAAUAGCACGAGUAACAUCAGCGAAUCGUCGAUCUCAGUCGGAUCUCUUCAAUCGGAAUCAGCCCCUCUUGGCAAUGUUGAAAUAGAUCAUGCUGCCUCAAACGACUCUUCUGGGUACUCCUUGGCGACUCCCUCAGCUUGGCGGCCUGGAGGCUCUCUUGUCGGCACAAUCUAUGAUUUCGAAUACGACUUUGGUGGCGGUGGAUCGUCACAGAGCGUGAAUAGUAUGAGUUCUGGACACCCAGUGGAUGGGAGAGGGGCCUCUCAUACGACUCCGGUUGUUGCGGUAGAUGCCAGCGAUGAUGGUCGCUUAAUCAUAGCGAUGGGAGGCAAUGGCGUGCUCCGUGCCUGGCGGGGACACAUCCUCGAGGAUGAUGUCGCACCGACUUGCAGUAAAAUGAUGCCCCUCCCCGAUGAGGAGUUGGACCUUGCUGCUAUAACACAUUAUCACUUCCCGAUGAAGGCUUUGCGGAACUGUAAAUCAGUAGUCGUUGGCGGUGCUUCACCUUCCCUCUAUGUAUAUCGGAUGGACGCGCCAGGUGACGUACCCGUGGUAUCAUUGAGGGCUCCUACUUGUGGGAAAUCAGCUGUCGUAUUUGACGCUGGUAUUGCAGCUAUUGAAAGCUUCGAUACUGAUAUUGAGAACGUUGUGAUCGCUGCUAACCAUCACGGCAGUGUGUUUGGCUUUGAUGUUAGGGCUGGUCGCUGUGUCUUCAAUGUGGCUGAGCCCGAGAGCUCUCUAGGCGUACCAACUGAUAUGUUAUGCUCCUCUGAUGGGAGGACUACAGUGCUCUGUACACGUUCGGGCUUCGUUAGCCUCUUUGACGUUCGCUACUUGUCUCGACGAACUCGGACAUACAAGUUGUUCCAGGAGGGCGCCGGUACGGGAAUACUCCCCAUCACGGCAAUGUGCAACUCUCUGCAUGGGGGCAACAAGUCUUUCUGGCUUGCCGAAGGAACACAUGGUAUGAUGGGACUAUAUGACUUUACUUCGCUCGAUGGUGAUGUUCGGCCGACUAAGUUGAUGCUUUGUGGUGAACAGUCGAAUCCGAUCAAUUUACCGGUUCUCGUCGAUAUGAGGUCACAACCAAGGCAAAGCUUCUUAGUCGGAGCCGAUAUGUUAACACAACAAGUGAAGGAGUGUGCGGAUCCUAGUAGCUUGGUAGUGAGAUCAAUGCUGGAGAUCUCUACAUCUCGAGGAGGUCCUUGGACCUUGCUUAGCACAGGCAAUGAUGCUGUAGUGCGAUGGUGGCAGCCUCAAGAGGCGGGAACUGUCAUACCAUUCUCCAAUCAGUCCUCAAUUAUGCCACUGCAAUUGGGAGGGGUUCAAGUCAUGACCAACCCAUCGUAUGCAGCUUCUAGCGGUCAUCAUCAAUCCUCUAUGACACCUCGUGGACAGGGAACUCCUGUAGAGGAGCAAGGCGACUCGGAUCUCAGAGUGGAUGAUGGACACAGAGACGCUAUACUGGACAUGUGUGUCCUCUCUUUGCAAUACGAUAUACUUGUUACUGCUGGCCGUGAUGGUUUGAUUAAAAUUUGGCGAUAG
This is a messenger RNA of Perkinsus marinus ATCC 50983, 4530 nucleotides long. RefSeq lists its product as hypothetical. The record is from RefSeq and is a predicted model, not a curated record. Gene Ontology annotation, molecular function: protein binding; ATP binding; protein serine/threonine kinase activity. Gene Ontology annotation, cellular component: late endosome; phosphatidylinositol 3-kinase complex, class III, type II; nucleus-vacuole junction. The transcript has 26 exons. Lineage: Eukaryota; Perkinsozoa; Perkinsida; Perkinsidae. The coding region runs from base 1 to 4530 and encodes 1509 amino acids. Gene Ontology annotation, biological process: macroautophagy; protein phosphorylation; protein targeting to vacuole.